AGAGCCACAGGAUGGCUUCCCCUCUGAGGGACGAGGAGGAGGAGGAGGAGGAGAUGGUGGUGUCGGAGGAGGAAGAAGAGGAGGAAGAAGAGGGCGACGAGGAGGAGGAGGAGGUGGAGGCGGCCGACGAGGACGAUGAGGAGGAGGACGAAGAGGGAGUACUCGGGCGCGGGCCGGGCCACGACCGGGGCCGCGACCGCCACAGCCCCCCCAGCUGCCACCUCUUCCCGCCGCCGCCGCCGCCGCUGCCGCCGCCCCCGCCGCCAGAUAAGGAUGAUAUCCGGCUGCUGCCUUCAGCAUUGGGCGUGAAGAAGCGAAAACGAGGUCCCAAGAAGCAGAAGGAAAACAAGCCAGGCAAACCCCGGAAACGAAAGAAGCUUGACAGUGAAGAGGAGUUUGGCUCAGAGCGAGAUGAGUACCGGGAGAAGUCAGAGAGUGGAGGCAGCGAGUAUGGAACUGGACCAGGUCGGAAGCGAAGAAGGAAGCACCGGGAAAAGAGAGAGAAGAAAACAAAACGGAGGAAAAGGGGAGAAGGGGAUGGGGGACACAAGCAGGUGGAGCAGAAGUCAUCCGCCACCUUGCUUCUGACCUGGGGCUUGGAGGAUGUGGAACACGUGUUCUCUGAGGAGGACUAUCACACACUUACUAAUUACAAAGCCUUCAGUCAGUUCAUGAGGCCCCUAAUUGCUAAGAAGAAUCCUAAGAUCCCGAUGUCGAAGAUGAUGACCAUCCUGGGGGCCAAGUGGAGAGAGUUCAGCGCCAAUAACCCCUUCAAAGGGUCAGCAGCUGCUGUGGCGGCAGCGGCAGCGGCAGCAGCAGCAGCUGUAGCUGAGCAGGUGUCAGCUGCUGUCUCCUCAGCCACCCCCAUAGCACCAUCUGGACCCCCCCCUGCCCUUCCACCACCCCCUGCUCCUGAAAUCCAGCCCCCACCCAUCAGAAGAGCCAAAACCAAAGAGGGCAAAGGUCCAGGCCACAAGAGGCGGGGUAAGAGCGCCCGAGCCCCCGAUGGGCGCAAGAAGCUUCGAGGAAAGAAGAUGGCGCCACUCAAAAUCAAGCUAGGGCUUCUGGGGGGCAGGAGGAGGAAGGCGGGCUCGUGUGUUUUUCAGGGUGAUGAGGGCCCUGAACCAGAGGCUGAGGAGUCAGACCUGGACAGUGGUAGUGUUCAUAGUGCCUCAGGCCGGCCUGAUGGUCCUGUCCGUGCCAAGAAACUGAAGCGAGGCCGGCCAGGAAGGAAGAAGAAGAAGGUCCUGGGCUGUCCUACAGUGACCGGGGAGGAGGAAGUUGAUGGCUAUGAGACGGAUCACCAGGAUUACUGUGAGGUGUGCCAGCAGGGCGGGGAAAUUAUUCUGUGUGACACCUGCCCCCGUGCCUACCACCUCGUCUGCCUUGACCCUGAGCUUGAUCGAGCUCCUGAGGGCAAAUGGAGCUGCCCCCACUGUGAGAAGGAAGGGGUACAGUGGGAGGCCAAGGAAGAAGAGGAAGACUAUGAGGAGGAAGGGGAGGAAGGAGAGAAGGAGGAAGAGGAUGACCACAUGGAGUACUGCCGCGUGUGCAAGGACGGCGGGGAGCUCCUGUGCUGUGACGCCUGCAUCUCUUCCUACCACAUCCACUGUCUGAACCCCCCACUGCCCGACAUCCCCAAUGGUGAAUGGCUGUGCCCUCGAUGCACGUGUCCUGUGCUAAAGGGCCGUGUUCAGAAGAUCUUGCACUGGCGAUGGGGGGAGCCACCUGUGGCAGUGCCGGCCCCGCAGCAGGCAGACGGGGAUCCAGACGCCCCACCCCCUCGUGUUCUUCAAGGCAGAUCAGAGCGGGAGUUCUUUGUCAAGUGGGUGGGACUGUCCUACUGGCAUUGCUCCUGGGCCAAGGAGCUUCAGCUGGAAAUCUUCCACUUGGUAAUGUACCGAAACUAUCAACGGAAAAAUGACAUGGACGAGCCCCCACCGCUGGACUAUGGAUCUGGUGAGGACGAUGGGAAGAGUGAUAAGCGGAAGGUGAAGGACCCGCACUACGCAGAGAUGGAGGAGAAGUACUACCGUUUCGGCAUCAAGCCAGAGUGGAUGACUGUGCACCGCAUUAUUAACCAUAGUAUGGAUAAAAAGGGGAACUACCACUAUCUUGUGAAAUGGAAGGACCUGCCUUACGACCAGUCUACAUGGGAGGAGGAUGAGAUGAACAUCCCUGAGUAUGACGACCAUAAGCAGAGCUACUGGAGGCACCGUGAGCUAAUUAUGGGCGAGGACCCCGCACAGCCUCGAAAGUACAAGAAGAAGAAGAAGGAGAUACAGGGCGAUGGGCCUCCCAGUUCCCCUACUAAUGAUCCUACAGUGAAAUAUGAGACUCAGCCACGGUUUAUCACGGCCACAGGAGGCACGCUGCACAUGUAUCAGCUGGAAGGGCUGAACUGGCUGCGCUUCUCAUGGGCCCAAGGCACUGACACAAUUCUGGCUGAUGAGAUGGGGCUGGGCAAGACCAUCCAAACCAUUGUCUUUCUCUACUCACUCUAUAAGGAGGGCCACACAAAAGGUCCCUUCCUGGUGAGUGCUCCACUCUCUACCAUCAUCAACUGGGAACGGGAGUUCCAGAUGUGGGCACCCAAGUUCUAUGUGGUCACAUACACGGGUGACAAGGAUAGCCGGGCCAUUAUUCGAGAAAACGAGUUCUCCUUUGAGGAUAAUGCCAUAAAAGGCGGGAAGAAAGCUUUUAAGAUGAAGAGAGAGGCACAGGUGAAGUUCCAUGUUCUCCUGACAUCAUACGAGCUGAUCACCAUCGAUCAGGCAGCUCUAGGCUCCAUUCGCUGGGCGUGUCUUGUGGUGGAUGAAGCUCAUCGACUCAAGAACAAUCAGUCCAAGUUUUUCAGGGUCCUCAAUGGCUACAAGAUAGAUCAUAAGUUGUUGUUGACGGGGACUCCACUGCAGAAUAACUUGGAGGAGCUCUUCCACCUUCUCAACUUCCUCACUCCAGAGAGGUUUAACAACCUGGAGGGCUUUCUGGAGGAGUUUGCUGACAUAUCCAAAGAGGACCAGAUUAAGAAACUGCAUGAUUUACUGGGACCACACAUGCUGAGACUCAAGGCAGAUGUCUUUAAGAACAUGCCAGCCAAGACAGAGCUCAUUGUUCGAGUGGAGCUAAGCCCCAUGCAGAAGAAAUACUACAAGUACAUCCUAACUCGAAAUUUUGAGGCCUUGAACUCUCGAGGUGGUGGGAACCAAGUGUCCCUGCUUAACAUCAUGAUGGACCUUAAGAAGUGCUGUAACCACCCGUACCUCUUCCCCGUGGCUGCUAUGGAGUCUCCCAAACUCCCCAGUGGGGCUUAUGAGGGUGGGGCACUUAUUAAGUCGUCAGGGAAGCUGCUGCUGCUACAGAAGAUGCUGCGGAAGCUGAAGGAGCAAGGACACAGAGUGCUCAUCUUCUCCCAGAUGACCAAAAUGUUAGACCUUCUGGAAGACUUCCUAGACUACGAAGGGUACAAGUAUGAGCGCAUCGAUGGUGGCAUCACGGGCGCCCUCAGGCAGGAGGCCAUCGACCGCUUUAAUGCUCCUGGAGCCCAACAGUUCUGCUUCCUCCUGUCCACCCGGGCUGGUGGACUGGGCAUCAACCUGGCCACUGCUGACACUGUCAUCAUUUUCGAUUCUGAUUGGAACCCCCAUAAUGACAUCCAGGCCUUCAGCAGAGCCCAUCGGAUUGGCCAGGCCAACAAAGUGAUGAUUUACCGGUUUGUGACCCGAGCCUCAGUGGAAGAGCGAAUCACACAGGUGGCUAAGAGAAAGAUGAUGCUGACACACCUGGUCGUGCGGCCAGGCCUGGGCUCCAAGGCUGGUUCCAUGUCCAAGCAGGAGCUGGAUGACAUCCUCAAAUUUGGCACCGAGGAGCUAUUCAAAGAUGAAAAUGAGGGAGAGAAUAAGGAGGAAGAUAGCAGUGUGAUCCACUAUGACAAUGAAGCCAUUGCUCGACUGUUAGACCGAAACCAGGAUGCGACCGAUGACACAGACGUGCAGAACAUGAACGAAUACCUCAGCUCCUUCAAGGUGGCACAAUAUGUUGUGCGGGAGGAAGACAAGAUUGAGGAGAUCGAGCGAGAGAUCAUCAAGCAGGAGGAGAAUGUGGACCCUGACUACUGGGAGAAGCUACUGCGACACCACUAUGAGCAGCAGCAGGAAGACCUCGCCCGGAACCUAGGCAAGGGGAAGCGAGUCCGAAAGCAGGUCAACUACAAUGAUGCUGCCCAGGAGGACCAAGAUAACCAGUCAGAAUACUCAGUGGGGUCCGAGGAGGAGGAUGAAGACUUCGAUGAGCGUCCUGAAGGGCGUCGACAGUCAAAGAGGCAGCUUCGAAAUGAGAAGGACAAGCCGCUGCCUCCAUUGCUGGCUCGAGUCGGGGGCAACAUUGAAGUAUUGGGAUUCAAUACCCGGCAGCGGAAGGCUUUCCUUAAUGCUGUGAUGCGCUGGGGGAUGCCGCCACAGGAUGCUUUCACCACACAGUGGCUAGUGAGAGACCUGAGGGGCAAAACGGAGAAGGAGUUCAAGGCCUAUGUGUCUUUGUUCAUGCGCCAUCUGUGCGAACCUGGGGCAGAUGGCUCUGAAACCUUUGCGGAUGGGGUCCCUCGGGAGGGGCUGAGUCGCCAGCAGGUGUUGACCCGCAUUGGAGUCAUGUCUCUCGUCAAGAAGAAGGUGCAAGAGUUCGAGCAUAUCAAUGGACGCUGGUCAAUGCCAGAGCUGAUGCCUGACCCCAGUGCUGACUCCAAACGCUCUUCCAGAGCCUCCUCUCCAACCAAAACGUCUCCCACCACUCCUGAGGCUUCUACAACCAACAGUCCUUGCACCUCUAAACCUGCUACUCCGGCUCCAAGUGAGAAGGGAGAUGGUGUAAGGACACUGCUGGAGAAGGAUGACACUGAGAACCCGGAAGAGAAGCCAGAGAAGAACAGCAAAGUGGGGGAAAAGAUGGAGACAGAGAUCGAUUCUCCCAGCCCUGCCCCAUCACUUGGAGAACGGCUAGAACAUAGGAAGAUUCUGUUAGAGGAGGACGCACCGGGGGUACCUGGAGAGAUAGAGCCUGAACCUGGGUACCGAGGAGACAGGGAAAAGUCUGCCUCAGAGCCAACACCAGGAGAAAGGGGGGAGGAGAAGCCAUUGGAUGGACAGGAACACAGGGAGAGGACAGAGGGGGAGACAGGGGAUUUGGGCAAGAGAGAAGAUGUAAAAGCAGAUCGGGAGCUUCGACUUGGGCCUCCUCGGGAUGAGCCACGGCCCAAUGGGCGCCGUGAGGAGAAGGUGGAGAAGCCAAGAUUCAUGUUCAACAUUGCUGAUGGUGGUUUCACAGAGCUGCACACACUGUGGCAGAAUGAGGAAAGAGCAGCUAUUUCCUCGGGGAAACUCAAUGAGAUCUGGCACCGGAGACAUGACUACUGGCUUCUAGCUGGCAUUGUCCUCCAUGGCUAUGCCCGGUGGCAAGACAUCCAGAACGAUGCUCAGUUUGCCAUUAUCAAUGAACCAUUUAAAACGGAAGCCAAUAAGGGGAACUUCCUGGAGAUGAAAAAUAAAUUCCUGGCCCGGAGGUUCAAGCUCCUGGAGCAGGCGCUGGUGAUCGAGGAGCAGCUGCGGCGGGCGGCCUACCUGAACCUGUCACAGGAGCCGGCGCACCCCGCCAUGGCCCUCCACGCCCGCUUUGCCGAGGCCGAGUGCCUAGCCGAGAGCCACCAGCACCUCUCCAAGGAGUCGCUGGCAGGGAACAAGCCAGCCAACGCUGUCCUGCACAAGGUUCUGAACCAGCUGGAGGAGUUGCUGAGCGACAUGAAGGCAGAUGUGACCCGCCUGCCAGCCACGCUGUCCCGAAUACCCCCCAUCGCAGCCCGCCUUCAGAUGUCCGAGCGCAGCAUCCUCAGCCGACUGGCCAGCAAGGGCACGGAGCCUCACCCCACACCGGCCUUUCCCCCGGGUCCUUACGCCACACCUCCGGGGUACGGGGCAGCCUUCAGCGCCGCACCCGUAGGGGCCCUGGCCGCCGCAGGCGCCAAUUACAGCCAGAUGCCAGCAGGGUCCUUCAUCACAGCCACCACCAACGGCCCUCCAGUGCUGGUGAAGAAAGAGAAGGAAAUGGUGGGGGCGUUGGUGUCAGACGGGCUGGGGCUGGAUCGGAAGGAGCCCCGAGCAGGGGAGGUGAUUUGUAUAGACGACUGACUGGAUCCCAGGCCUGCCCUUCACCUAGGCCCCGACCCCGGAGCCGACCCACAUCUCAGGCCUUGGGGCCUGCUGCCAACCCUCCACCUUCCCCACCCCUUGGGCCACCACUGGGCUAGGAGCCCUUUUGCCCCUCUAUAAUGCCUCCCUUCAAGAAGGACCCCUAUCUCUCUCCGCCUCCACACACCUUUCCCACCAAACCUUGAAGACUGUGCUGGUGUGAAGAGGUCUGGGUGGGAGAUGGUUAGCAGGGUCUUCCAAGUACCCGGAUGCCCCACCACCAAAUAUACAGCUUCCCAGCAAAUGAGUGUCCGGGAGGGAGGAGGUGGGGCCUCCCAGGCCUUUCCUGCAGCAUCACCUCCACCUCCUGCCAAAGUGGGGGAUUAGCCUUGCUGGCCUUUAGGAACUUUUGUGAGAUCUUCAGAGAGGAGGGGAACCUUAUUACAAAGAUGAAAAUAGCAGGAGAAGGAGGAGGAGGAGGGGCGGGGCUGCAUGGCACUUUCCCUCCCGCUCCCAAAGGGAGGGUAAAACAGCUACAAGGAAGGGAGCGGAUUGCUGCUCCUGGCUCAGUUACCUCCUGUGUGCCAGCAUCUUGUAGUAGGAACUGUUCUUCUCCCCAGGGACCAAGGACCACCCCCACAGUAAUGGUUGGGUGAUACUCCCUCAAGCCAAAGAGGAGCUCCCCAACCUGUUCUAGGUGACCUAGAAAGGGUGGGAGAGAAUACAGAGGGCCAGAUAUGGGGCAGACCCCCACUCUGGGGCUCAGGUUUCUGGGGGACUAAAUCCUCCCUCCUCAAGGCCUGGAUACAGACUAAAUUUGAGUAGGUCAGGCCAGGGGCCCAGUCAGGAGCCUGCCUUGCCUUGGGACCAGAGCAACACAGUGGAUAAAGGCUAGGGAGAUUCGGGCACAUUCCCCCUCUAAGGAGGGGCCAGGGAGUGGCAGUUUGCAUGGGGAACCCCCAUAUCCUCCUUGCUGCCCCUUUCCCAGUCUCUUUGCUCCCGCUCCUGGUCUGUCCCAAUCCCUUCUUCUGUAUCAGGUUAUCGGUUGUACAUAUAAAUUAUACUUUCCUUUC
Messenger RNA from Rattus rattus (black rat), 7249 nucleotides. It is a transcript of the gene Chd3, whose product is annotated as chromodomain helicase DNA binding protein 3. Gene Ontology annotation, cellular component: chromatin; NuRD complex; nucleus. Gene Ontology annotation, biological process: negative regulation of transcription by RNA polymerase II; chromatin remodeling. Lineage: Eukaryota; Metazoa; Chordata; Mammalia; Rodentia; Muridae. The record is from RefSeq and is a predicted model, not a curated record. Gene Ontology annotation, molecular function: DNA binding; ATP hydrolysis activity; ATP-dependent chromatin remodeler activity.